Gilbertella persicaria is the source of this 1179-nucleotide messenger RNA. Its product is annotated as glucosidase II beta subunit-like-domain-containing protein. Gene Ontology annotation, biological process: N-glycan processing. The transcript is spliced from 5 exons. Lineage: Eukaryota; Fungi; Mucoromycota; Mucoromycetes; Mucorales; Choanephoraceae. Gene Ontology annotation, cellular component: glucosidase II complex. The record is from RefSeq and is a predicted model, not a curated record. Gene Ontology annotation, molecular function: protein binding. The coding region runs from base 1 to 1179 and encodes 392 amino acids.
AUGAAGUACAAGUUACCUUGUAUUCUCACUGCCAUCUCGCUUGUUCGUGCUUCUAUUAUCAAGGGUCUAUCCCCAGAAAAAUAUGAUGUAUAUCAACCUUCAGCUCAAAACACUUGGACUUGUCUAGACGGUUCAAAAAUCAUCCCUUAUACAGCCAUUAAUGAUGAUUAUUGUGAUUGUCCUGAUGGUUCAGACGAGCCAGGUACCUCUGCUUGUCCUAACGCAUUCUUUUAUUGUGCAAAUGAGGGCCAUAUACCUGCUUAUAUCAAAUCGUAUACUGUCAAUGAUGGUAUCUGUGAUGAAGCCUGUUGUGAUGGUUCAGACGAAAAUGGGGAUCUGAUCAGUUGCCCUAACCGUUGUCAACACGUGGGUGAAGUCUAUCGUAAACAACAAGCCAGUCUUAAGCAAUCGAUUGAAGCUGGUCUUAAGGCCAAACAACAACUGAUAGACGAAGCAGAGAAACAAGUGCGCGCAUGGGAAGAAGACGAAACAAGACUGCAAGAUGAAAUUGUGCUCAAGAAGUCCAAUGUGCUCAAGAUGCAACGCGAAUUAGACACUUUGGAAUCACGUGUCCAUAAGACCAAGAAGCGUGUCUGCCAAUCCAGUGUGAUUGAGAUUGCCACACUCAAACACGACAUUACGAUUCUUCAAAAGGAGUUGGCUAUCUUGAGUCAAAUCUUGGGAGACAUGAAGCGAGAUCAUAACCAUAAUUAUCAUGAUAUGGCUGUAAAGAGCGCUAUUGCUGGUUAUGAUGAAUUUGUUACUCGUUAUGCUGCUAUUGAACCUGAAAUUGAAGAGGAUCUUAAGAGUGUUGAUGUCAAAGAAGAGGAAGAAGAAGAAGAGGAAGAGGAAGAGGAAGAGGAAAAGAAAGAAAAAGAAAAGGAUGAGAAUGAACACACUCUCUUGGACUCUAUUCUUGAGACAUUGGAUUCAGUGCUUCCAAACACAUUUAAUGUGUUGGAUAGACUGUCACCAAAGACUCGUGAAACAUCAAACAGUGGCAGUAAAGAAGCAGCAUUGGAAAAGACGCGUCAACAAGUACAAGAUGCUGAAAAAGAAUUGAAUGAACUCAACACUCAAUUGGAGAAAGUCAAGGCUGAUUUAGCAUUUGAUUAUGGAAAAGACAAGGAAUGGUUGAAACUUAAAGAUGUCUGUAUUGAAAAAGAUGAAGGAGAGUAA